AUGUUUAUGCGACCUUCGGGUUAUAUCUUGCGAAACGGUGUUUUCUGUUUUUGCACAAAAGCCGCAACAAAUAAAAUUAUGUCCAAUCCUAGAACCUAUUUUGAUGUUGCUGCUGAUGGUGAGCCACUUGGUCGCAUUAUUUUCGAAUUGAAUGCUGAUAUAGUUCCUAAAACUGGUGAAAUUUCUGCUGAAAAUUUCCGAGCUUUGUGUACAGGCGAAAAAGGAUCUAACUUAACCUAUAAAGGGUCCACCUUCCACCGUGUGAUUCCUCAAUUUAUGCUUCAGGGUGGUGAUUUUACAAACGGUAACGGUACAGGUGGUAAAUCAAUUUAUGGUGAAAAAUUUGCCGAUGAAAACUUCACCUUGAAGCAUACUGGCCCCGGAAUUCUUUCGAUGGCUAACGCAGGUCCAAAUACUAAUGGCUCGCAAUUCUUUAUCUGUACCGUAAAGACCGCUUGGUUGGAUAACAAGCAUGUUGUAUUUGGAAAGGUCAUUGAAGGAAUGGAUGUUGUCCGCAAAAUUGAGAAAUUAGGUUCUUCCACUGGAAGAACCACAAAGACCGUUACUGUUGUUAAUUGUGGUCAACUCUAA
Molecule: messenger RNA, 591 nt
Organism: Ambispora leptoticha
Lineage: Eukaryota; Fungi; Glomeromycota; Glomeromycetes; Archaeosporales; Ambisporaceae
Source: the annotation of a GenBank genome assembly